Messenger RNA from Podarcis lilfordi (Lilford's wall lizard), 1851 nucleotides. The record is from the annotation of a GenBank genome assembly. Lineage: Eukaryota; Metazoa; Chordata; Lepidosauria; Squamata; Lacertidae.
AUGGAUAUUAUCCUGUCGUUUUGUGGCAUGUACUCAUUUAUUUUUGUCUGGGGAAACAAGAAGGCCAAAGCAGAUGUCAGGCAAGUACCUCUGAGGAGACCAUGCCACCAGCAAGCCCUUUUCCUCAUUGCUCUCUCCCUCAACCCAGAUGGCCGGAGGACCCAGAUGACCCUGUGAGCCAGUGUAGUAUAUGGUCAGAGUGUUGGGCUAGGAGCUGGAAUGGAAGACCAAGGUUCAAAUCCCCACUCAAAGUGGCCUGGGCCUAUAUCUAAUAUAUAUGUUUAUAUCAAUAGCAAUUUUAAUUAGGGUUGCCAGGUCAGGAUUACCCCAAACUCUUUAGAUUUCAGGCCCCAAACCUGAAACUUAGGGUGAUAUAAUGUUGGGUGGGCCCUGGAGAUGGAGGUUAAUUGGGAGAGGGUAGUGGCAGGAUGCCCGCCCACCCUAAGUGUCUAUGCUCUAAUUUGCAGUCAGCUCUUGCUGAGCUGAAGUUUGCAAGCUGCCUGUAAAUGUCUCCCCUACCUCCCAGACCACCUUUGCCUUAUGUGAUUGUCUUGUCAGAAUGGUAUUGCUGUAACACUCUUUUCCUCCAACAGCAUGGAGCAGUGUCUCUUACACAGAGGGGAAGCAUUCACCCUCACAGGUAGGUAAGCUCUCUGUUGGCAAAGGCCAGGCACUCUGCUUCAACCACUGCUGGCCAUAAACUCCUGAGCACUUUGGCCUUGUGGGGUCACAGCUCAGAUACAGGCAGCUGAAUAAGCUGCUCCUGCACACACCGAGUUCUUCUGGGUAUGAUCACAGUCCUUGCAGUCUCUCCCUUCACUUAUGCGGGUGUGCUGAGACACCAAGCACCGCUCAUUCUUUUCUCUCAUUGUCAAAAGCUCAGGAUAAGGCAUUGCUAGAGUGACUGGUUGACCGUGUCACACAUCUGUCUUUCCCUUUCACAAAUUCCUGCAUCCCGGAUGCCGGUCAAUAAAGUUUAUGACAUUGCCACACAUUGUGGCUUUACUGGGAGUGGUAGAUUAGGAUCCCUUUGCCACAACCUUCAGGAAUAUCUGUAUAUUUGAAUACCUACCAGAUGGCAGAGCGCAAGUAACAGGAAGGCUGGCCAGAUGUACUGGACUAGAUGGAGAGAAGUUACUUGCCCAAAGUCAUGAACAGAGUACAAGGCAGAGGUGGGAACAGCCUCACUGCAUUAAAAAAACAACCCUCAUGAUGUCCCUUUCAAUCAAUAUCAUCCUCAAACCGUUAAUUUUCCUCCCUGACCUGUCCAAAUAAUUUCCCUUUCCAAAAUUAUUUUUGACUCUCUUUACCCCCACAUGUGUUCCAUGUUCCUGCCGCCUACAUUACAGACCCUUUAGGUUGGCUAUUAUUAUUUAUAUCAUUUAUGAAUCACUUCUUGCAAGGGACCUCAAAGCAACUGGCAUUAUAAUGACAUAUAUAAAACAUUUUUUAAAAACUACACACACACGCGCGUGCAAUUGCAUGCAAAACCACAUAUUUAGCAGGCAUUGAAAAGCCAAUAGGGUAGGUUCUGUCUGAUAUGUGGAAUGGAGCCCCUGACAGGAUAGUACCUGCACUGUGCCUACUCCUACAGAACUCAGUGAUCAGCUGGGUAUGUGUAGGAUGAGGCAAUCUUUUAGGUAUCCUGCUAGGCUGUAUAGGGUUUUGUACACCAAUACCAGCAUCUUGAACCUAGCCUAGUAGGUCAUUGGCAGGCAGUGCAAUUCUUCAGCAGCGCCCUAAUGUGAUGGUGACGUUGGCUCAAAGUGAGUACGUACAGUAUUUGUAUUUUCAUUCCUUCCUUCAGGAGGUUUUGAGCUGAAGCUGCCAGGUGUCUAUGAGACUCCAUAG